Molecule: messenger RNA, 1437 nt
Organism: Neltuma alba
Lineage: Eukaryota; Viridiplantae; Streptophyta; Magnoliopsida; Fabales; Fabaceae
Exons: 3
Coding region: 178-1323 (381 amino acids)
Source: RefSeq, a predicted model, not a curated record
UAUAAUUCUUCCUCAUAUUCUGUAUUUCAGAAUCCUCCAAUUUAAUUUAAUUUUAUAUUAUAUUUUCCAAAACAACAAAAAUAAAAUUUAAUUUGUGACUUUCUGUUGAUUAGAUAAUAUCGUAGGAUCAAAUCCAACGACCUAGAAUCUCCUCAGCUCCGUCUUCAACGCACCGUUAUGCGGUCGUCUACGCCGGAAGGGGUUCCCUCCGGUGAUAUCCAAGGUGGUGCUUCCGGCGUUAAGGAUGAUGUGUCUGUUAUUCUUCGCGGCUUUGCCAACUUCUUUGCUCCAUCUCCGUCUUCUACACCCACUCGCUCGUCGGAGUCGGAGUCGCGCGGUCUUGUUGGGAUACGGAAUGAUCUUGUGGAGAUCGGUGGGAGUUUUAAGAGCUCGAUUUCCCGUCUCUCCAGUAAUAAAGCGGUGAGUGGAAUCUCCAAGUUCGCCUCCCAGUUGUUGCAGUUCGAAAGUCAAGUCGUUGAUGAUGAUCAAGACGGAGGUCGUGGCGUGCCUGGGACGAACGAUGAUGUCGUUCGUUUUGUGAAGGAAAUUUCUAAGCGGCCCGAUUGUUGGACGGAUUUUCCACUGCCACUUGAUUAUGCUGAUUUCAGUAUGUCCCAUCCUCAGAGGCAACAUGCAUUAACUAUAGAACAACUGGUGCCUGAAUUUGUGGCACUUAGACUGAAACUUUGUAGCUACAUGAAUGUGGAGAAAUUCUGGUUGAUCUACUUUCUGUUGUUACUUCCAAGACUUAAUCAGCGUGAUUUUGAGCUGCUAUCAACUGCCAAGAUUCUUGAAGCACGAAGUGUGCUUCUGAAGAGACUUGCAGACAAGACUACUUUACAGGCGGAAAACUCCGAAAACCUGAGGAAUCUGAGUCCACAUCAAGACGUUGGGAACGACUCUUUCACAGAAAGAGACAAUAUUUCGUCUGAUGAAAACCUGAUUUUGGGUGAGAUCACAAGUGCAACGAAAUGUUUAGAAAUUGAUGAUGACACAAUGAGUAGUUCUGCAAGAUGGUUUGAAGAUACAGAUAUUGGCAAUUCCCUUGCAAAAUUCAAGCAAGAGGAAGAGGAUGUGUCAUUCAGUGACCUACAAGAUGAAGAUGAUGAUAAAAGUGUUAUUUCUGAUUGUGAGAGAUUAUCAGGCUCUAGGGAGGCACGUGACCUAAUAAGGGUUUCAUCACGUGAUGUAUGCAGUGAUUGGGAUAAGUUAUCUGAGAAUUCUGAGAGAGGAGGAGGAGGACGCCAGCAGAAGGCUGUGCAUUUGAAGGGGAAGGAUUCAGAAGAUGAAUCAAAUGAUUGGUUCACCGUUGAUCAUUUUUAAAUGGACAGGGUUUUUUACUUUCUCAAAGUUACAAAUUUAUUGUAAAGGCUUCUCACGUGUCCCAUUGUGUAUUUAAGGAUUCCAAAAUUUUAUUUAAUGUCAAUAUAUCAGUAU